This is a messenger RNA of Cannabis sativa, 2717 nucleotides long. RefSeq names its product lupeol synthase. The record is from RefSeq and is a predicted model, not a curated record. Gene Ontology annotation, molecular function: beta-amyrin synthase activity. The transcript has 14 exons. Bases 219 to 2501 code for a protein of 760 amino acids. NCBI's taxonomy places the organism in Eukaryota, Viridiplantae, Streptophyta, Magnoliopsida, Rosales, Cannabaceae. Gene Ontology annotation, biological process: triterpenoid biosynthetic process. Gene Ontology annotation, cellular component: lipid droplet.
UUUUCAAAGAAAAAAUAUUAUAAAAUAUAACACCAUAGAUUAUAGAUGUGUGAUCCUCUGAAGACUGAACGUAGUUAUAAAAGGACAAACCUGCAAAGUUUUGUUUCAGACAAUAUUAAAGAUUCCAAUAAUAACCAUCUCUCCCUCUAACUACCUCUUCAAAAUACCAAUAUAUAUUGUGUUAUUAUUUUUAUAUAUAAAAAUAUAUAGUAAUAAUAAUGUGGAAAAUUAAAUUUGGAAGUGGAGGUGAUGAAGAUCCUGAUUUGUACAGUACAAACAAUUUUCUGGGAAGACAAAGAUUUGAGUUUGAUGAGAAAGCAGGGACUCCUGAAGAGAGAGAUCAAGUCGAAGAGGCUCGCCACAAUUUCUACAAAAAUCGUUACAAAGUCACUCCCUCCAGUGAUCUCAUCUCCCGAUUUCAGAUGCUAAGGGAGAAUAAGUUCAAACAAACAAUUCCUCAAGUAAAAGUGGAGGAUGAUGAAGAAAUCACAUAUGAGAAAGCAGAUGCAGCUAUGAAAAGGUCUAUUAGUUUUUGGUCUGCAUUGCAAUCGCCCCAUGGUCAUUGGCCAGCUCAAAAUGCUGGUGUCAUGUUCUAUAUUCCUCCAUUGGUAUUUUGCAUGUAUAUUUGUGGACACUUGGACAAAGUAUUCAAUGAACAUCAUAAGAGAGAAAUGUUAUGGUACAUGUAUUGUCAUCAGAAUAAAGAUGGAGGGUGGGGAUUGCAUAUUGAGGGCCCAAGUAUGAUGAUGUGUACGGUUCUUAACUACCUAGCCAUGCGUAUUCUUGGAGAAUCUGCUGAUGGUGGUCUUGAUAAUGCAUGCUCUAAAGCUCGAAAAUGGAUUCAUGAUCAUGGUGGUGCUGUUGGCUCUGGCUCUUGGGGGAAGACUUGGAUGGCAAUACUUGGUGUCUAUGAAUGGGAAGGAUGCAACCCAAUGCCUCCGGAAUUUUGGUUUUAUCCAUCUGUGGUUCCACUUCAUCCAUCCAAAAUGUUUUGUUAUUGUCGGUUAACCUUCAUGCCUAUGUCCUAUUUUUAUGGAAGAAAGUUUGUCGGUGAGAUUACACCUCUCAUUAAGCAACUAAGGGAAGAAAUUCACAUCCUUCCUUACCAAAAAAUCAAAUGGAGCAAAAUGCGUCAUGUAUGUGCUAAGGAGGAUAACUACUAUCCUCACGGAAAAGUACAGCGUCUCUUAUGGGAUGGUGUGUACUAUCUUGCCGAGCCUAUUAUUAAUACAUGGCCAUUCAAUAAAAUAAGAGAAAAAGCAAUUCAAAGAGCAAUGGAGCACAUACAUUAUGAGGAUGAAAAUAGUCGAUAUAUUACAAUUGGAUGUAUCGAGAAGCCAUUGAUGAUGCUAGCGUGUUGGGUCGAAGACCCUCAUGGAGAAUAUUUCAAGAAACAUAUUCCAAGAGUCGAUGAUUAUUUAUGGGUAGCGGAAGAUGGUCUCACUAUGCAAAGUUUUGGUAGUCAAACAUGGGAUUGUAGUCUCACAGUUCAAGCACUAGUUGCUGGAAAUAUUAAUAAGGAAAUUGCAGCUGUACUAAAGAAAGCACACGAGUUUUUAAAGAUGUCUCAAGUUAGAGAGAAUCCUCCUAAUCAUUUAGACCAUUUUCGACAUAUUUCUAAAGGAGCAUGGACUUUCUCUGACCGUGAUCAUGGUUGGCAAGUUUCUGAUUGUACUGCUGAAGGUUUAAAGUGUUGCCUUUUGUUAGAAAUGAUGCCAUCGAACCUUGUGGGUGAGCCAAUGGAAGCAGAGCACAUGUAUGAUGCUGUAAAUGUGAUAAUGUCAUUACAGAGUCCAAACGGCGGUGUUUCAGCUUGGGAGCCAACUGGAGCUCCAAAAUGGUUGGAGUGGCUCAACCCGGUGGAGUUUCUUGAAGACCUUGUUAUUGAAUAUGAGUACAUAGAGUGCACCUCUUCUUCAAUCCAGGCAUUAAAUCUGUUUAGGAAAUUACAUCCUAGGCACAGAAAGAAAGAGGUUGAUAAAUUCAUCACCAAUGCUGCUAAUUACCUUGAAGAUACACAAAUGGCUGAUGGGUCUUGGUAUGGAUAUUGGGGAAUCUGUUUUGUGUAUGGCACAUGGUUUGCCAUUAGAGGAUUGGAAGCUGCAGGAAGACACUACAACAACUGUGAAGCGGUUCGCAGAGGCGUUGAGUUCUUACUAGAAACACAAAGAGAAGAUGGUGGAUGGGCAGAGAGCUACACUUCUUGUACUAACAAACUCUACACACCUUUUGAAGGAGACCACUCUAUCUUGGUGCAAACUGCUUUAGGACUAAUGGGAUUAAUUCAUGGGGGACAGGCUGAAAGAGAUCCUACUCCUAUCCAUCGUGCUGCAAAAUUAUUAAUGAAUUCUCAAUUAGAAGAUGGUGAUUUCCCCCAACAGGAACUUAUGGGGGUUUUUAUGAGGAACUGCAUGUUGCAUUAUGGAGCGUAUAGAAAUAUCUUUCCUACUUGGGCUUUGGCUGAGUAUCGUAAUUUGGUUCCAUUACCAUCUUCAAAUUAAAUGAAGACUAGCUAAGAUAUUGCAUGUUUGGAGCAAGCUAAAUGAAGAUAAGAUUGGAUUAAAUUAAAUAUUGAUUUUUAUUUGUAUGUAAAUUAAAUUAUUGAUAUAUAUUAUUUUUCCUGCAACCCAACAAAAGAAUUUUGGAUGAAAAUCAGCAUAAUUAAAUGUACAAUUUCAAAAAUAUAAUUAAUACCUAUUGCAAAAUGUUUGAGGAAA